Messenger RNA from Onychomys torridus (southern grasshopper mouse), 4705 nucleotides. RefSeq names its product protein kinase AMP-activated catalytic subunit alpha 1 (gene Prkaa1). Gene Ontology annotation, biological process: protein phosphorylation; intracellular signal transduction. Bases 38 to 1717 code for a protein of 559 amino acids. Gene Ontology annotation, molecular function: AMP-activated protein kinase activity; ATP binding. The transcript has 9 exons. Gene Ontology annotation, cellular component: cytoplasm. Lineage: Eukaryota; Metazoa; Chordata; Mammalia; Rodentia; Cricetidae. The record is from RefSeq and is a predicted model, not a curated record.
GGCCCUACCCGCCCCCUCCGCCCCCUCCCGCGGCGCCAUGCGCAGACUCAGUUCCUGGAGAAAGAUGGCGACGGCCGAGAAGCAGAAGCACGACGGGCGGGUGAAGAUCGGCCACUACAUUCUGGGGGACACGCUGGGCGUCGGCACCUUCGGGAAAGUGAAGGUGGGCAAGCAUGAAUUAACUGGCCACAAAGUGGCUGUGAAGAUACUCAACCGGCAGAAGAUCCGGAGCCUCGACGUGGUUGGCAAAAUCCGCAGAGAGAUUCAGAACCUGAAGCUCUUCCGGCACCCUCACAUCAUUAAACUGUACCAGGUCAUCAGUACACCAUCUGAUAUUUUCAUGGUGAUGGAAUAUGUCUCAGGAGGAGAGCUAUUUGAUUAUAUCUGUAAAAAUGGAAGGUUGGAUGAAAAGGAAAGUCGACGUCUGUUCCAACAGAUCCUUUCUGGCGUGGAUUAUUGUCACAGGCACAUGGUGGUCCACAGAGACUUGAAACCUGAGAAUGUUCUGCUUGAUGCACACAUGAAUGCAAAGAUAGCUGACUUUGGUCUUUCCAACAUGAUGUCUGAUGGUGAAUUUUUGAGAACAAGCUGUGGCUCACCCAAUUACGCUGCACCAGAAGUGAUUUCAGGAAGAUUGUAUGCAGGCCCCGAGGUGGAUAUCUGGAGCAGUGGCGUCAUUCUCUAUGCCUUGUUAUGUGGAACCCUCCCCUUUGACGAUGACCACGUGCCAACGCUUUUUAAGAAGAUAUGCGAUGGGAUUUUUUAUACCCCUCAGUAUUUAAAUCCCUCUGUCAUCAGCCUGUUGAAGCAUAUGCUGCAGGUAGAUCCCAUGAAGAGGGCCACGAUAAAAGACAUCAGGGAACAUGAAUGGUUUAAACAGGACCUUCCCAAGUAUCUCUUUCCUGAGGAUCCAUCGUACAGUUCAACCAUGAUUGAUGACGAAGCCUUAAAAGAAGUGUGUGAGAAGUUUGAAUGCUCGGAAGAGGAGGUUCUCAGCUGCCUGUACAACAGAAAUCACCAGGACCCGCUGGCAGUAGCCUACCAUCUCAUAAUAGACAACAGGAGGAUAAUGAACGAGGCCAAAGAUUUCUACCUGGCCACAAGCCCGCCCGACUCUUUCCUCGAUGACCACCAUUUAACUCGGCCGCAUCCAGAAAGGGUCCCCUUCUUGGUCGCUGAGACACCCAGGGCACGGCAUACCCUUGAUGAAUUAAACCCACAGAAAUCCAAACACCAAGGUGUCCGGAAAGCGAAAUGGCAUCUGGGAAUUAGAAGUCAAAGCCGACCGAGUGACAUCAUGGCAGAAGUAUGUAGAGCAAUCAAGCAAUUGGACUACGAAUGGAAGGUUGUAAACCCCUAUUAUUUGCGUGUACGAAGGAAGAAUCCUGUGACUAGCACAUUUUCCAAAAUGAGUCUACAGCUAUAUCAAGUGGAUAGUCGGACUUACUUAUUGGAUUUCCGUAGUAUUGAUGAUGAAAUUGCAGAAGCCAAAUCAGGGACGGCUACUCCACAGAGAUCGGGAUCCAUCAGCAACUAUCGAUCUUGCCAAAGGAGUGAUUCCGAUGCGGAGGCCCCAGGAAAGCCUUCAGAAGUUCCUCUGACCUCGUCUGUGACCUCACUCGACUCUUCUCCUGUGGACUUAGCUCCAAGACCAGGAAGUCACACAAUAGAAUUUUUUGAAAUGUGUGCAAAUCUAAUUAAAAUUCUUGCACAGUAAUCCUAAAACUUUGCUUAUUUCUUUGAUGCAAUAAGCAUGCAAAAUAAAUAAUAGCCAAACCCUUCCACUUACCAAGUUAUAUAUAUACACAUAUAUAUAAUUAUAACUAAGGUUGGCCUUUUGAAAUGCAUUUUGCACAGGGAUUGGAAAAUGAUCAAUAAUUAAAAGCCUAAUGUGCAGAAAUGAAUUGGGACCAUUUUGUUGUCCCUUAUUCAAUAGGUACAUAUGGUAUAAUAUACACAGAAUGGAUUGCAGGACUCAAGCUCACUUGAUUUUUGACCAUUUUAAUUUGGUGUAACAGGGCUUUGUAGGCCAUAAAUUUACCAUAAAAGCCUUCACAUAUGUUGAUGUGUUUUAUAUGAAUUAUUUGUGUAGAAUCCCCAUAGACCUUAGGUGAUGCUGUUUUCUGGGCUCCUUAGCUUCUUAAAUAGCUACCAUUCCCAUUUCUGGUAACAUUGUGAAUGAUUUCCACAUCCUUCUUAAGAUGCUAUUUUGUGUGGUAAGUCAUAUCAGAUACAGACUCUAUUUAAAAAUUGUCUUUAGCUUGUAAGCCCGCAAACCCACAGAAUUUAUAUCUUCAGAAACACUGAGCCCUACGUUUACUUCUACAAUUUCCCCCUUAUGUUUUGUAUAUGAAGUGCUGCUUUGGAUCCUAGAGCCAAGUUGCUCACACUGUACUGAAUCAUGUUUUGUCGCUGUCACAGAGUUCUGGCUAUGAAGCUAGACGAUAUUGAAUGUCAUUUGAUUGUGUAUUUUUAAAAUUGAUUCAGUGCAUAGAAAGGACAUCUUUUAUAAGCUUUGAAUGCUUCAAUUGGAUUUUUAGCCCCUGAUUUUAUUCUGGACACGUUUUAAAAAAGAAAAAUGGAAAGAAUAUAGUGAUUGCAUGUAUAUCUACUACGUAGUUCCAACAACUACUGUUUGGCUUCAUUUGCCCUCUAGAUUCACGUAUAUACAAAAACAUAGAUAUGCAUAUAUGUUUGAAUGUGUAUAUGCUUUUGCUCUGAACCAUUGAGAUGUUAAGAUACACAUCCCAGCCCUCAGUACUUAAGCAUCUCUUAAAAAUAAUGAUAUCGUCUUUUAAGAAACUCUUGAAUCCAUUAUAAAAUCAAUAAUUUCCAGAUAGUACAGGGCCUUUCAUAUUUAUCUCUUAGCUGUCCAGAGUCCCAUUUAAGUUUACUGUCUGAUUUCAGUUGUAGCUCUUUAAUCAAGUUUAAUAAUAUUAUUUUGAAAAGGUAUAGAAGAAAUCCAUUCUUCAAAAUGGUCAAGUUUAUUUCAGGUUUUAAUUUUUUAAAAAAUUAGUGGCUAAGUAAGUGUAAUCUUUCUUAGAUCUCUGAUUUAUAUGCCUCUCCCUGUUUUAGUGAUGGCAUAGCAUAAUAGUUGUAAAUGAACAUUUAAAGUCGAGUAAGACAAAGCUGGUAUUUUAUGAGCUAAUAAUUAAUUUCAGAUUGUCCAUAUUUGGCUUCUUUCACAUUUAAGAAAUUUGGUCGGAGGCUCUAGUUCAGUGGUAGUGCUUGCCUAGGACAUAUCCAGCUUGUGGGUUUGAUCCCAGCAAUGAAAAAACUACAUUUUCUUUAAACAUUAAUCAUCUUCCCUUUGCAGGAGAGACAUUUCUUCCCCACUGCAUUCAUUUAAAAUCCCCCACCCCCAUAUCUGUUGAGCACUUAUGUAACCAGAUGGGAAUGAAUUUGAAGGUUGAUAGCCAGCAUAAAAGAUUACUCUAUAGUUUAUGCACUGAAUUCUGGACAAAAAAUAUGAUUCUUUUUGUUCAGGGCUUGUUUGAUUCAACUCCACUUUGAAUGCUGUAUAAAGUAAUGGAGACUCCAUUUAAAUGAGUUCCAAACUGUAUUUAUACCUUGUGUGUGUGUGUCCUUGGUUUGGGGUUUACUGAUGUCACUUAUGCUGUCCAAAUGCAGCAUUGUGUUCCCAAUGGGAAGAGCGGAAGCCUGUGUUUUUAAACUUAACAGAUUUGUAAAUAGAACUAAGUAAUAUCUCUAUAAACUGUUGGGGGGGGAGGAGGGGCACAAAAGGAGGAACCAAUUAAGUAGGACCUUCUACAAAUUGUUAAUUUUGUAAACUUUGCUUCUUUUAUAAGUUAUUCUGUGAUUCCUUUUAGUUACCGAGUUUUAUUUUGAAGAUAUUUAAAUAUUGCACUUGUAUAAAUAGUAUGAUGAAUGCAGACUGUUGCAGUCGAUUUUUUUUAAGCUAGGAUAUUUGAAAUGACAACUUUCAGUUAAGUAUGACAAGCUCGCAACAGAUUUUCACAAAUGUAUUGUAGUUUGCAGAUUCUUAUAUUGAAAAUGUAAGGGGAGUCAAUGCAAAUGAUUUUUAAUCUUUUUUAUUAUCUUUUCAGCAAUUUAUAUUUUUUUGUGAUUUUAUGCAACCAUAUUUUUUACUUUGUCUUGACAACUGAAAGCUGUAUAAGUUUUUUGCCAGAAAAGUACUGUAUACAUAGUUUUUAAAACAUAAUAGAUUUUGCUGAUAUGUAAAAAUUUUGCCAUUAAAAUUGAUUUCUCAUGAAAGGAACUUUUCUCCCAGGUCGGGAUGUGUGGGAACUUAAUAUAUCUAAUUUAAAACCGUUUCACUGAAAUAAACACCAUUGCUUUUCCUUUGAUUAUAUUUUUUCGUAAGAUGCUUUUGUAGUGUUUUGGAGUUUUAGAUAAUUUUAUAUAAAUUCUCUCCCUUCCUUGCGCCGUCCUUUAGAUCUUUGACACCAUUCACAAAUGAACCAAUAUGGCUGGGUGUGUAAGAUCUGUGUUCCAAGUGGCAUUUUGGGAAUGAAAGAAAGAACAUGUUGUCUAAAUCUUUCUUCUGCCUAACUCUUCCCCUCCACCUGUUCAUUGUGGGUUCUGCAAAGAUGGAUGAAAUUCCACACACAACUCAACACUAAGUUGUUUGUAGGGAGGAGUCAAUCUUUGUGGUUUAUGUAUGAUUGCCCAGAAUACCUUGAUUUAGAAAGAUGGCAUAAUAAAGAAAAAAAUUCAUUUUUCA